This is a messenger RNA of Zasmidium cellare ATCC 36951, 1436 nucleotides long. RefSeq lists its product as uncharacterized. The annotation marks the transcript as partial. The transcript has 4 exons. NCBI's taxonomy places the organism in Eukaryota, Fungi, Ascomycota, Dothideomycetes, Mycosphaerellales, Mycosphaerellaceae. The record is from RefSeq and is a predicted model, not a curated record.
ACAAGAAGGUCACGGAGGCGACACUCGCACUCGAGCUGGUCCACGGCGACUUUGCCGACGCCGUGCUGCGAAACCUGUUCGGUCUACGAUCCACUCGCUCUGGAGCUUCCUGGAACGACUCGAACGACCCCUCCGCCAAGAACCUCAUUCCAGAGGAGACACUCUUCCGGAUGGCCUCGGGUGGCAACCUCGCCGCAGCGAUGAUGGACCAGCUUACCAAGCACCAGGCCGCCGAAGCCGAGAAGAAGAAGGCCACCAAAGACGAGACGUUGAGACGCAGGACCGCCCAGAAGCAGACCACCGGUCCCAAGGCCAACCCCCCGAAGCCAUCUGCCGGCACGUUCUCUUCUCUCCGUGGGUUCUUCCCAGAUCCACCUGCCAUCGAAGAUGACGAGGCCGCUGCCCAGGCUUGCAUCACGGCGGCCAAGCAAAUGGCGAAUAGGCUGGAGUAUCGCACCUUCUCCAUCACCCCCGGUGUGCUUCUGCAGCAAGCAGCCGAAUGGGCUCAGACCCCGUCCAAGUACAUCCUGCGCGCCAUUGAGAUCUAUCUCGGCGAUCACCCCAACGAGCGCAUCGCUACGGCGCAAGCGCCAGCUCCCGACUCCAACUCCGAGCCCACUCCGACGCCCACCCCCUUCAUCAUACCCAUCAUCAACAGCCGCCCCGCGAAUCGAUCGAAGCCCGUCAAGCGAGACUCGCUCGCCCCCCGCGAUUCUGUCGUGGCGACCCCCAGCUCACCGCAACCCAUCCCGAUCGCCCAACCCGAUAAGACUUUACCGAGCAACGAUGACGGGUCUCGUAAGGGCGACGUCGACACCCCGAUGGUCAACGCCAAUGACGACCCGUCCGCCACGGUCGACAGCGUCCGCGACCAACCCAUGUCCAACGAUGGUGGUUCAACAGGCAACGGAGCAGACAAGCAAGAGGACGAGCACGAGUCUCUCGUCGCUGGCGACACCGGCACAAAUGGCGGCAUAGAGCCCGAACCCGACACCGCGACUCGUUUGACUCGCGAUGAAAUCGACCUCUUCGUCACCAACAUGGCAAACCUCAAAGAAGUCAAGCGUUUCGGAAUCGCACAACUCCAACUCACAUUCCCCAAGAACAUCCGCCGCGGCGAAGGCAACGACCUCGUCAUCGAAGCUUGGGAUCAGGCCGGAACGCCGCCGUUGCGAACUGAUUUUCCCCCACGCAGGUAUACGUUCUUCCUCCUGUCCAUGUCAUCUGUAGCCAACGUCCAACAGCAAUUCCCCGAGCACGGAAUGACCAUGGAUCAAGUUCUCAUCCGCCCCCCCCCGCCUUCCUCAUCCGCCCUCCCUUCCUCAUCCGGCGGCGUUGAGAGAGCCAUGUUCGUAGGGGCCGAUGUCCGCGCCCCGGGGCCGCCGAUAAUGGCCAUUCUCUACGGCGAAACAUGGGAGAAAAAUGCAAAAACGUAA